Messenger RNA from Elaeis guineensis (African oil palm), 1529 nucleotides. RefSeq lists its product as uncharacterized. Lineage: Eukaryota; Viridiplantae; Streptophyta; Magnoliopsida; Arecales; Arecaceae. The record is from RefSeq and is a predicted model, not a curated record.
AAGUCUGUCUGAAACUGAGAGAAUCAAGAGCCCAAAACCAGGACUGCUUCCCACGGUAUUCUCUCUCUCCAUCCUCUCCCUCAGUUACCUCUCUCUACGCAACCACCGAAACCGCUUGGAGCCCGAAUUCGACGACACCAAAACCUUGAGCUCAGAGAUCCCAAUCCCCUGGUACCUGUUGCCGGUUUCAAAGAUUGGAACUUUGUCCAUUUUUCUUCCUCGGAAUUACGGCCCUGAGGCGGUAUCAGAUCCGAGUCGUUUGUGUGCAUGCAAAUGGACAGAUGCGACCAUUGAAGUAGCUGCGUAGCUUUUUGAUGAGUUUACUGAACAGAACUGACAUGUCAGUUUGAACAGGCAACGGUUUGUACUAAUGCCAAAAAUGUCAAUCUUGUCGAAGCUACGUUGUAUCACUGUAGAUGUCACUGGUACUCUGAUAGCUUACAAAGGCCAACUUGGGGACUACUACUGCAUGGCAGCUAAGUCAGUUGGGUUGCCCUGUCCUGAUUACAAACGCAUGCAUGAAGGCUUUAAGGCAGCAUACACAGAAAUGGCAAAACGAUACCCAUGUUUUGGCUAUGCAGCAAAAAUACCAAAUGUUGAUUGGUGGAGGUCAUGUGUCAAGGACUCUUUUACCAAGGCAGGCUAUGAAUAUGAUGAUGAAACAUUUGAGAAGGUGUUCAGACGCAUAUAUGCAUCUUUUGGUUCUUCUGCACCCUACUCAGUAUUUCCUGACUCGCAGCCCUUCUUGAGAUGGGCACGUCAAAAGGGCCUCGUUGUUGUAAUUGUCAGCAAUGCCGAGUACCGGUAUCAGGAUGUCAUCCUUCCUGCCUUAGGACUGCAUCAGGGAUCAGAAUGGGACUUUGGUGUAUUCUCAGGCCUUGUGGGUGUUGAAAAACCAGACCCAAGGAUGUAUGAGAUUGCACUGGAGAAGGCUGGAAAUAUACCACCAGAAGAAGCACUUCACAUUGGCGACAGCAUGCGCAAGGACUACAUCCCAGCCCGCAGCGUGGGUAUGCAUGCUUUGCUUUUGGAUAGAUUUAAGACACCAGAUGCAGAGAGUUGGAAACAAUCUGGUGCUCUUGUGUUCCCUGAUCUUCUGGCUGUUCGGGACUGGCUCACCAAAGAAGAAGUGAUCGCAGCUGGCCAAAAAGCCUAGCAGUCUAUAGGUAGUGGUAGAAUUGGUCCAACACCUCUGAUAAAUGAGGAAUGCUAUUUCUUUUUUCGUUCUCUUUUUUCGUUUUUGGUCUCUUUUGGGACAAGAUGUACCCAUAUAAUUCAGAGAGGUGGUUAUGAUUUUUUUGAAGGGGGGAAAUCCACCUGUAAGGGAAAUUGGACUCUUGCAACUGAUGACAUCCCUAUGAGAUACUUAUCCUAGGACUUCUGGAGAGGUGAAUCAUAAUUACAAACCAUGUCAGUUUUCUUUUCUUUAGCUUCCUCGUAUCACCUAGAACAUUAAAUAAUCUUGUGAAGGUAGGGGCAUAGCACAUCAAGUUCAUCUUUCAAAGUGCAGGUCAAGUCAACACUUUUGC